Molecule: messenger RNA, 8964 nt
Organism: Neolamprologus brichardi
Lineage: Eukaryota; Metazoa; Chordata; Actinopteri; Cichliformes; Cichlidae
Gene: tnfsf10l
Product: TNF superfamily member 10, like
Biological process (GO): immune response
Cellular component (GO): membrane
Molecular function (GO): tumor necrosis factor receptor binding
Source: RefSeq, a predicted model, not a curated record
GCUCCAGCCCCGCUUUAAACGGCAGCUGAGCGCUGAGCGGACAUGGACACAUCCGAACUUUAACUUUCAGGUCUUUCUCCUCUCUUGCCCACGCUCCUCUCCUCUCUUGUCCUCCCUUUCCGUCUCCCGCUGAGCUGAGCUCCGAGUGAGAAGCUGCGCUGGCAGCUGCCGUCUCAUGGAAAUCUAAUUUUGCUCUAAUUUUCGGUCAGUCGCUCAGGUCUGUGGAGGCUAUUGUCGUUUCGCUGCUCCCUUGGUUUUAAUGGUUCACUCAUGCGUCGGGAAUGCCAUGGCCACUCCGAGCGCACAGCAACAGGAUUAUUUCAGAUCGGUGAGCAGCGAAUCAACCACCUACAUGAUGGUCCCGGCAGGCGGGCCGAACGCGGCAGCGCGCCGGGAAACGCCGUCCAAGAUGUGGGUGGCUAUGGUGGUGAUAGUGGUGGUGGUGUUGCAGAUUGCUUCGACCACGGGACUCUUUGUCUACCUGAAUAUGUCGAUAUCACAGGUGCGUAGCCAGGGAGUGACAGAGGAGUUAAAAUGCCUGAGUUUACUAAAUGCUCUGGAUAAGGACCAGGACAUCCCAGAUCAGCUGGCCCAGCUCUUCGGCGAACCCUGCAUCAAACUGGCCGAAGGCAUCAAAGCUUACAUCUCCAAGGUGGCAGAUAGCAUCAUCUCAAAGCGCAUCUUCACUGAGGCGAGAACCAUGCCUCACAAUUUCAACAACUCAGGGUCAAAGUUUAUGAGCCCCGUGACCCAGAGGCCAUCUGCCCACUUGACCCUCAGAGACGCCAGUUCUCAAGGGUUUUCUUCCUCCCUGAGCACCAUGCCUGGUCUUCAUCAGUCCUGCCGUCAUUUGGUCCGCUCAUGGGCCAAUCAGAGCCUAGGAGCUCACCUGCACAACAUGACCCUGUCUAAUGGGAAGCUCCGAGUGCCCCAAGAUGGGAGGUACUAUCUGUACUCACAGGUGUAUUUCCGUUAUCCAUCCCCAUCUGCAAAUGAGGGGGACCAGCGCAGCGUCAGCCACCAACUGGUGCAGUGCGUCUACAAGAAAACUUCCUACCCAAGCCCCAUACAGCUCCUGAAAGGUGUGGGAACCAAGUGCUGGGCUCCAGACGCUGAGUACGCCCUACACUCCGUUUACCAGGGAGGACUUUUUGAACUGAGGGCCGGUGACGAGAUCUUCGUCUCUGUCUCUUCCCCCACCAUGGUAAAUGCAGAAGAAUCUGCUAGCUACUUUGGCGCCUUCCGUCUGGACCUCUGAGAGAAAAGGAUUGGAGAAAAAAAAGAAGAGAUGGGACAAUGGAUGGAUAAACAGAUGGGUUGGAGAGCUUGGGGCCUUUUGAAUAUCCAUUGACUGGGGGGGGGGGGAAAUGGUCCUAUAGACAGAAGAAGAGAUGGAGGUCUGGAUCUUCAGUGUUUGCUUGGGCAGAUGCACUGAAGGAUGGAAGAACUGGGGUUUGAAAGAUCUACAUGGGUGAAGAAUGCUGCAGGAGGAUAGUGGAUUUGCCUUUCCUACUCUCUUGAUUAAGAGAAAGCAAGACUUCAAGAUAAAAGACAUGUGCAAUUAUGAAAAAUAAAUAAAUGUGAGGACUUUGAUUUACAGUUGAUUCUUAAGGGGGAAUUUGCCACAGGAAAAAAAUAAGAUCACAACCUUCUAGAUGAAGUUCCGAAAUUAGUCCACCAUGCUAUCUAGAUCUCGAUAUAACACGACCCUACAUGUGUGAAUAUGUCAGUGACCUUUUUAUGGGAAAAAAUUAAACCCUUGGUUUGGAUUUGAAGAAUUUACAAAAAAUAAAAACUUUACUCUCUACAUCAACGGCUGCAGAAGAAAAUGAAACAAUCAAACCAAAGCAAAAACUUCUUUUUUAAGUGUGCGAUGGGAGUUCUGUACAUAUGUAUGGCUGAGAAUGAGAUUUACACAAUGGACUGUGGUGAUUUUAAAAGUAAUUCGUUUUUAUUUUACCUUUGACUGGACUUAAAACCACUUGGGGAAUCUAAAGACUUCCUACUCGCGAAACACUAAAACUGUGGAUUUUAUGUAAAGACCUUUAGUGGAGGAAGAGGAUUGCCUCUGUGACAAACUGUAGAAAGAGCCAAGAGCUUUUUGAAGAGGAGUCUGCAAGCCAAGAAGAAGUGAAAACAAGGAGGGAGAAAUCUUGAUAAGAAUUAGCCCGGCACUGAAAGAUUAAAGGACAGAGAGAUGCUGUGGGUAGUAUGCAGCCUGACCACUCUGCGUGGUUGAUGUCUCUUCUUUCUCUUUCCCUUGAUUCCUUCUCUUAUCUUUUCAUGUUAACUAUUUUAUCUAUCUUGUCGAACCUGUGAAGCUGCAUUAUAUUUGAGUUCAUGGAGCAGUUAUGCAACCAACCACAAAGCAACAAUGUGAGAAGAAGAUGACAGAAACACAUGCAAAUAGUCUAGUUGCACAAUCACAGAGAGCAUGGAUUAAAGUGACAUUUAGGUUGGGUUACAUGGAGUUGUUGUUUUCACUGCAAUGAUCAUUGGUUCCAUAAUAUAAAAAUCUCAUUUUGGAUACAUGGAGUUAACAUAGUUAUUGGUGUAUUGCAUUAUCUUUCCAGGGUAGUAGCUCAACUUGAACAUGGCAAAUUGUGCACUUACCUAAAACGACUGCAGCAUUUAGUAAAAGGACUGGUUCUUAUAUAGUGCACUCAAAGCGGUUCAUACAGCUUGCCUCAUUCACCCAUUCACAUGAGCACUUUUUUCUAUGCUUUCUUUCACUGUAAUUGUUGGUCUAGCUUCUGCAUUUGGGGAAAGUUUAAAACCUGUCAAGCCUCUAGCAAUGUCAAUGCUUCAGUUAAAAAAAGAAAAAUCCUCUAGUAUAGUAGCUAACACAGAGAAGGUGGAGAUCCCUGGGAGGGUUGCAACAGGAAGGGCAUCCAGCCUAAAAAUCUGUGCCAAAUCAAAUAUGUGGAUGCAUCCGCUGUGGCGACUCGUUUUAAAUAAAGGAACAGCCAAUAAAAGCUUUCUCUGUGCUAGCUAGAGUGGAACAUAUUGUCCUUCUACUUGCUGAAAAAUGAUUGGUGCUAAACAUUUUAACCACCAUCUGGACACUCAGAAUGCAAAAAAUCCACACCUUAAGCAAGAACAUGGGUUUAGCAUAAAAACUCAAAGGAACAUUUUGAUAGUUUGAAUACACAGUCACCCACUGGUUUGUGGACAUUCUCGAGCUUUGAGUUUAGCAUUGUGGUGGUCGGUAUCUUUAGCUUGCGUCUGCAAACAUUUACUCAUCAGGACAUUAUUUACUGAGGUCAGACGUCAUGUGAGAUAAUUUUCCUACUGACUUCUACAUGAUCAGACCUGUUUCUGCAACAAGAGAUUUGCCCCCUGCUGGUUAUGAGAACGACUACAAAUGUAAAGCACUUGACUUGGCAAAAAGGCUGGUUUUUAAGCAGCCUGUGCCCAUGUUAAGGGAAGAUAAACAAUACUUUCAUUAUGUAACCUCAGCUAUGUUAUUAUUGUAGACGUCAGUGACAGUGAAAGAAAUAGGGUAUGGAAACUAAUUUAAUGCAUCGGUGCUGAAAUUGUUUGUUCAGAAACACAAACAGCUGACUAAAAUUGGCUGACAGUCACUUAGUAACACUGGUGCAUACACAUAACAAUUGCAAACAUUAUGAGCAGUUCAGAAACUGUAUUCUCAAACACACUCAGAUGCUACAAAUCUGAAACACAGGAUCCCACACCAAGUCAAGCGAACAAAGACCCAAGAUUUGGAACGAGUGAGAGAGGAUAUUUGCAGACAUAAACCAUCCACCGCCUAGCACAGACACAACCCCUACAUGCUUUUUUCUCUGUGUGCACAUAAAAAAAGUACACACAUCACCUCACACUACAUCCAGGCUAGCCUGUGCUAUGUAGACACACACAUCAUCCAAUGUCACAUCCAGCGUGAAGACAUAUGCCCUGAUUAAUCUGGGCUGUCUAGCCUCCCUGUGCCAUCUGGUAAUUGUCAGUGAUCUGGCAUACAGCGAGGGUGCGCACAGGCAUGCUAUGAAAACACAGCAACAGAGCUGGUUUAUUUUCUGCUCAAAUCACAAAAUUAAAGGCAAAUCUCAUAUUGCAUUAAAUUACUGUUUUAAGCUCAAUUUUUUGCUGGGUGGCACGCACCUGCACAUGUUUCUGUUGCUCUAACGCUCCCUGUGUGAAGUCAAGUUAUAUUCACGUUAAAAUAAUAAAUGGUAACUUCAACAAUUAUGCAACAUGUGCAAUAAUAUUAUAACUGUAAAUCUCUAUACCACAUAUACAAAGUUUUCCUACCUUUUGCAGUUUAAAUGGUUAUUUUUUUGAGUGAAAAAAACAAACAAACAGAGAAACACCUUUUCAUCUGGUGAUUUAGGUGUAGGUCAGCCAUUAACCAAGAUUUGGUAGUAUCUUGGUUUGAUGUGGAAAGGUAUUUGUGGUAAAGCUAAAAUUUUACUUUCUGCCAACUAAACUGUUAGCCAGACACAAAAACCUGUGUGAUUGCUUUGGUUGCUAGCAAAUUACUGAAGUUGCCGAUAAUUUGCAGGAAAGUUGUAGAAUUAUCUGCAAAGAUGUUCCAAACCUUAGUAAAACUUAAAAAUAUACAAUUCAAAACAGAAAUCUAGAAAGUUAACUAAGUAAAUGUUGUGCUUUGCUGCUAUAAUCAAUGCGUUUCAAAAGAUGCACCUUUUACUUUGAUGGAGAACUGUCUUCAUGUUGUACUUUCCUUAUUUCAUUGUCUUUUGGUGACUAAUUGGCGAGGGUUUGUAGACAAGUCAGUGUUUCUCAUGCAACAGCAGCAAUCUGCUAACAAGGUUUUUGGUGCAACAUCCUCUUGGUAGCCAGUUUCACAUAGUGACUACCAGUAACCUCCAUUAAUCACUCAAUAACAUACUGGGGACUUCACACUUUUACUUGUUGCUGCCACAGCAGUCAUUCUCUAGGCCUGUAUGACUGGGGUGUAGCUGGCAAUAGCUAGUAGAUAAUUAGCUUAGAUUAGCAUAGGUAUCAGAAACAGUAGAAUUGAUAAGAAGAAACAUUGAAACAAAUGUUUACUAGUAGCAGCUUUAUUAAAUUCACAGUAUAGAAGACAGGCUAUUUGUGAGCAAUUAGUGAGCAUUGGGAAAAGUCGUGGUAAUGGCUUCCAUGUUUAUUUUUUGGGCUAUGCUAGGCUAACUUAGCUUUUACAAUUUGCAGGUAAAAACAAUGUUACAAAUUUGCUCCAGAUUUAAUAGAAAUGAUUAUAAAAUAACACAUUUCAGCAUUUAGCUGUGUUGGGGUCGCUGAACAUAGUGAUUUAGUGAUUUAAAAUGUUUCACAAUGUGUCACAGAGUCACAAGAUAAUAACUGAGAAGUUUAUGUCAUGUAAAGUAACUUUUCCAUCCAUAAAUAAUUGUCCUCUGAGAUGUAUUCAUUACACUGAAGCCAAAGAUUUACAGAGAUCCAUAUGUGGCAAGUAAUUGGACAGUUGUUCUGUUAUGAUUUGAUUUACAGAUCAUUUCAUUACAUUUCUGUGUACACACUCGUUACUCCUGCUGGUUGGUUAAUUAGAUUUCUGAAGCUAAAAUGUUUUUCAUGUGUAGUACCCUGCAGAGUGAGUGUGUUCAUCUCUCAGCAUUUCACUUUCUGUUAGAUAAUGUAUAAAUAAGGACACAUGCUGCUUAAGUUUAUCAUUUAAAAACAUAAAACAUAAGCUUGUCAGCACACUGUGGGGUAAUGUCACAACAAAUCAUCCAAGUAACUCUAAACAUCUACAUCAGAUGGUGUUUGGUGGGGGUGAAAUAAAUCCAAGUCAUUGGAUUUUACUAGGCUGAUGAGCAACAAAAAGAAGUCAGAUUGUAUGGAGGCCAAUGAGCAAAAGGUCUAACUUUUUAACUUAUCUGCAGCCACUCUACCACAUUGCUGAUGUGUUUAUGGUCUCAAUUACUACUUCUAAGCCUUACUAAAUACAAAAUUGUUGCUAUUAUAUUGGCAAGAUUGAAAGUAUAGUGCAUGAGAAAGCGAGAGCAUAAAGUUAAAUUGAUGAGGCAACUUAAAGUAAAACCAAAGUUUAUCAUAUGUAAAUGCUGCUCAUCCAGCAGAUGAUAAUUAGAAGGGUCGUAUUGUGAGAUAGCAAGAGUACAAAUAUAUGUGUGGUCUGCUGUGAAUCCAACACGUGUUUGGUUAAAUCUGUUGGAUUGUGAAUGAUAAAACAUCACCACCCAGCGAUGUUUAGCUUUGUAGUUCAGUUUUUAUUAUUGAGCAAGGCCUGUUUUUGAUGUGUUUUGGUAAAAUAUUGCUUUUAGUUUGAAAUCAGAUCUUGUCUGUUUUCCUGUGCGUGUAUCUGUGUGUGUGUGUGUGUGUGUGUGUGUGUGUGUGUGGUUAUGCACAAAAAUGCACAAAAGUGGUUUUAGACAACAGUUGAAAGCAUUGCGCUUGAAACUGCCAGACCGCGAGUCAGACAAAUUGUCCAUCUCUUGCUCUCUACAAGACCUGGAAAGAGAAACUAAGCCAUCACCGUGGGGCACUCUAAAAUCUAGACCUCAUGUAAGUCAGCGUUGAGAUCUUUUCCAGUUAUGCUCUGUUUUGAGCUUCCAUCCAAGAUUCAUGCUGUGUUUAUAUUUUGCAAGCAGCGUAGCUUGUGGAAUAUAGAUAUAUAUUUUAAAGGGGAGGGCUUCACGAGUCCAGCUUCAGUUUGACAAACUGGGUGUCCAAACACAACAGCUUCUCCAGUCUUGGCUUUACACGGGGUGGGAAAAACACCACCUUCAAGCUCCUGUUUUGAUCCCGGUGAGGAUGUAGCUGUAUUUAAAGGUCUGAGGUCGUGAUUCCCCGACAAAAUAAACCAUUUGGACACUAAUAAACAAGCUGAAUGCAUCCUUUCUCAUAAAACACACACUGAGAGCCAAAUUUUGGAAGAACUUGAAGCAUACAUUUUAAAUUCAUAGCAACCAUCUACCUUACAUAUCUUAACAUGUUACCAUAAUGAUUUUGCACAGAACUACAAGUGAGACCAUUAUAUGUUAUAAUUUGACCACAGUUCCUGCCAGUUAGCUAAUUUUCUAUGGUUCAAGUUGUUCCCCAGGUGCAACCCAGCCAUUAUAUUUGGUUUCAACACCAGCUCUAAGAAACAUCUGUUGAUAAUUACAUAGCUGCAUGUUGCAGGACACUUAAAGAAAUAAUCAAAUUUAAGUCUAUUUAACAGCUCGAGUGACUGGCAGAUUUUGAAAUACACCCCCAAAUGUUGGUGGAGUACCACAUGCACAGCAAAUAUGCGGCAGUGCUCUGUUGGCACCGACAUGAAACAACUCUAUCAACUCACCAGGACCAGAUUAGUUUUCCUUUUGCCAUUUUUUGCAGGGAACUGACACAAUGAUAAAUACUGUUUUGUAUUAUUUGGCAAAUUUAUUGAACACAGCAACUGAAGAGGACAAACACAACCAGAUCCCCCAAAUGUCUUUAUAUCUGCACAGGCGCACUUGUCAGAACGCAAACAUUUAUAUUCUAUUGCAAGCACUGAAACAGCCCUCGAGGAGGCGAGGACAGGCAAAUUUCCCCCACUGCAGAGGAUUGACACUGUGUACAUAUUUGAAUAUCUUACAAACAAAAGACAAUCACUGUUACGCAAGAAGUCGAACAUAUGCCAAACAAUCAUCUGAAAACAGCAGAGUGCUUUUUUUAAAUUGCUGCUUCUAUUUCUGACUUUGAUGUGUACCGCUAUGCAGAUUUAUAUCAGUUGUCACUAAGCAGCACCGCUUGCAUAAUUAAACAUUAAAUGUUUUGCACAAAAGCAGAACAAAUGCUGUUUAUGCUUUGCCUGCAUGCCUGUGUUUUCCAAGGAUGUGAAACAAGCAAUCUCAUAAUCAGCUGGCUGCCUAAGCUUUGGUCCAAAACCUCACAUAUAAUUCUGUUCUUUCCAAAAAUGAACACAUUUCCUUUCCAAUGCUAGCUUAACUAAGACUACAAGAGUGAAUGUGCUUUGAAUUCCGGUGACCCACUCUACCACCAAAUUACACAUUUAGAAUUUUAGAAAGUAAACAACACUUUUACUAUUCAUGGCUCAGUAGAUAUGUAAAUUAGCCCCAACCUCACCUUUUGGCUCACGGAGGCUUCACUCAUUUACUCACUCACAAGAUUUCUUUGAACACAAACAAGAACAGCAUUAGACCCCACUGUGUGAAGAAAAUGCAGGGCUGAAUUUGUGAAUCAGACAGACCCAUAACAGAGAUAGUAUUCUGUUCCUGCCCGUCAGAGUAGAGAAAAAACUCCCUGAGCGCAUGAAAAUGUUUACAGUUCCUGUAGCAAACUAUCAUCACAAGCAAAGAAUUUAGGUGGAUUAGCACUAGUUGGAAACUUUUUAUUACAGUCACAGUAGCGUAUUGUAUUGUCCUCAAGUUGUCUACUGUGGUUUUCACUCCUUUUCUCCACUCUGCUUCACACACACAGUCUAGCAGAGGACAUACUCGGUGAAACAGAGAGCAACUUACACUGAGCUGAAAUGAAUCAAGUGCACAUAUACAACAUAAAUCGUAGACUUCAUUAUGAAACAGCUUCUAGUGUGUUGUUAGUGUUAGAUAAAGCUUGUUUCCAAUUCCCCACUCUGAUAAAUCAGCUACAUUGAUGAAUUGAUUUCUUAGGCUUGCAGCGUAUGAAGCUAUCACUGUCUGAAUCUGAGAUUAUGAGGUCACUGGUACACUACAGUCACGAGGUGGAGAUUUUCGUUCAUGAUUGUUUCUGCUCAUAUAUGUCUUCUAGUUUAUAAAAAAUGACAUGUUAAUACACUACAAACUGAUUCUGAUCACAGGGAUCAGUGAAACAAACAGUUCUCCAUUAAAGCGGUUUAUGAAUGUAGAUACUGUUCAACACAUAUCCUUUUGCUUUUCUUAAAAUCACAUUUGAUACCAACUGAAGAAUGUACAUGUAAAGUUCUGCUGAUUGCCUUGUGCCUUUUAAAAAAUAAUGCUCUUCUGUGUUAUUUUGUGCUCAAAUAAAGUGCCUACUGUCAAACAGGAA